AUGUCGCUUAAGAUCAAUGGCUUCGAUGUUGACGUAACCCCAGUCAUUGCACCAGGGGCUAAGGAGGCAGGUCCUUAUGACCCUCUAAAUCCUUCAGUGACGGUCCUGCCCAAGGGCCACAAAAGGACACCGGCAAACAAGGCUUUCGAAGUCGACACAAUUUUUGAGAAGGAUAUUGUUCUUCCCAUGCGAGACGGCAUCAAGCUGUACGCUGACGUCUUUCGACCGAAGACUGAUGAAAAAGUUCCAGCUGUCCUCAUCUGGAGUCCAUACGGCAAGACUGGAAAUGGACCUCAUGGUCUCGGCAUGAUUCCUGGCCGAUUCGGUGUGGGAGAAGAUCAGGUCAGCGGCUAUGAGAAGUUCGAAGGGCUGGACCCUGCUGUCUGGCCAGCUAGGGGGUACGCUAUCAUUAACGUUGACCUGCGAGGGUCAUGGGACUCCGAGGGAAUUAUUCCAUGGGUAGGCAACCAAGAUGGACAGGACGGAUAUGAUGCCAUCGAACACGUCGCCAAGCUUGAAUGGUGCACAGGUAAGGUCGCCCUCGGCGGCAAUAGUUGGCUCGCCAUGGUUCAGUGGCAGAUUGCUUCUCAGCAACCUCCUUCACUCGCGGCUAUUGCACCGUGGGAAGCCAAUGCGGACUUCUAUCGCGACACGCUCGCCCGUGGUGGCGUACCAUAUCCUUACAGUGCCAUGUGGAAGCUCCUACAAGAUCUGAUGGUUGGCCGCAAUGCUGCUGAGGCCCCCAUCUCGAUGCUGGAGAAGUACCCUCUGUUUAAUGAUUACUGGGAGGACAAGAGCGUCAAGCUUGAGAAGAUCCAGGUUCCUACCUACGUUCUGGCGAGCUUUUCAACGGCGCUUCAUACUACUGGCUCUAUUCGUGGGUAUCAUGAUAUCUCUUCCAAGGAUAAAUGGCUCCGGAUUCAUGCUAAGCAGGAAUGGUCCGACUUAUAUCAUCCUGACAGUGUUGAUGAUCUGAACAAGUUCUACGACUACUUCGUCAAAGGAGUCAAGAAUGAUUGGCCGAGCACCCAGAAGGUCAGAGGAUCCUUAGUUGGCUUCAAUCUGCCCAACAUCAGCAAUGUCCCCCUGGAAUCAUAUCCUAUUCCCAACACAAAGCACACAAAGCUCUACCUCGGUCCAGGCGAGAAGCUUGAAACAGCCUCGCCAAAGGAUCCAAGCACCGUGUCGUAUGAUGCAGCGUACCUCUCCAAGCACCCGCUUGAAGGCGGCGAGGAGGUACUCUUUAGGUACAGGUUCACCAAGAAGACAUGGCUUAUUGGUUACUCAUGGCUCAACAUCAGCAUCUCCAACGAUGGCGAUGAUGAGAUUGACGUGUUUGCUCAACUUGGCAAGCAGGAUGCUUCAGGAACUCAGUUGGUCAACAUGAACGUCCCUUUGAAGGACCUUAUUCCUCCUGUUGAGAAGCAUACAGACGCGGCGGACACCUGUUUCCUCAAGUACCUAGGCCCCACAGGCUCUCUACGAGGUAGUCAUGCUGUGACAAAAGUGACACCUGAGCCUGGGAGGUUCACGGGUGACUGGCCUGAGUAUACCAACACCAGUCGAAAACCUAUCCCUGCUGGCACUGUUGCAAAGCUUGAGAUUCCCAUCUGGCCUGCGGGUAUUAUUUUUGAGGAGGGAGAGUAUUUGACUUUGAAUGUCUCGGGUCAUUAUAUGAGUUUCAUGGAGUUUGAUUUCCUGUACGGGGCUGCUCAUGCGAACAAGGGCCGUCAUACCAUCCAUAUUGGAGCCGACUCUGACAGUCAUCUAGUGGUUCCUCUACUGGACCCUCUGGCUUAG
Messenger RNA from Fusarium musae, 1800 nucleotides. RefSeq lists its product as uncharacterized. The record is from RefSeq and is a predicted model, not a curated record. Gene Ontology annotation, molecular function: dipeptidyl-peptidase activity. Lineage: Eukaryota; Fungi; Ascomycota; Sordariomycetes; Hypocreales; Nectriaceae. The coding region runs from base 1 to 1800 and encodes 599 amino acids. The transcript has 5 exons.